This is a messenger RNA of Paramecium octaurelia, 1409 nucleotides long. Lineage: Eukaryota; Ciliophora; Oligohymenophorea; Peniculida; Parameciidae. The record is from the annotation of a GenBank genome assembly.
AUUUUAUGUAGUCUAAACCAACCCCUAUUGCUGAUUCAGUAGAAAUCAUUAAAGGUAAUUUUCUUAUUUGAAUUCUAGAUAAACUAUAUUGGAUCUCAGAAAGCAAGGCUCCUCGUAACCAGCCAAAUGCUUUUUAUUUUUGUAUUGAUUAGGUACUGAGCAUUUUAUGAAGGUCUAAGGAUCUAGUGUAUGAACCAUUUUUUGCUGACUUUGGCCCGUUGAAUUUGGGUCACACCUAUCGGUUUGUAACAGAAUUGGAGAAGUUGCUGAGUGAUAAGUCAUAUCAACAAUAUGCGAUAUAUCACUAUACAAGUCUAGAUAGUGCCAAAAGAGCAAAUGCUGCUUAUUUGAUGGGUGCGUUUCAAGUCAUAAUUCUGAAAUACACUGCUGACGACGCAUGGAAACCAUUUUUAAAUGUAAAGCCAGCAUUCUAGGAUUUCAGAGAUGCCACUUAUGGACAAUGUAACUAUAAAUGCACUGUAGAAUUAACAUAUUAGCAAAGAUUCUUCAUUGUUUGAGAGGCCUUGAAUAUGCAAUCAAAUUAAAGUGGUUUGAUGUUAGAAGGUUCAAUCUUAGAGAUUAUGAAUUUUAUGAAAGAAUAGACAAUGGAGAUCUGAGCUGGAUCAUUCCAAAUAAAUUCAUAGCCUUUUCAGGACCUUCUGCAACUUAAAAGGAUGCGGAUGGAGUACACUAACAUUAUUAAUUAAUUAGAACAGAACAUUUACUCCUGAAGAUUAUGUGCCUAUAUUCAAACAAUUCGGAGUGACUUGUGUUGUGAGAUUAAACAAAAAAUAAUAUGAUGAAUAGAAAUUUAUUAAAAAUGGAAUAAAGCAUGAAGAUAUAUAUUUUCUUGACGGAUCUGUCCCAGGAGAUGAUAAGAUCUUACGAUUUUUAUAAGUUGCUGAAAAAGAAAAAGCUGUCGCAGUUCAUUGCAAAGCAGGAUUAGGUCGUACAGGUACUCUGAUAGCAGCUUAUGCAAUUAAGCAUUACAGGUUAAUUAGAAUAUAAUAAAUAGAUUUCCAGCUUAAGACUUUAUAGGAUGGAUUCGUAUAUGUAGACCAGGCAGUAUUUUGGGUCCCUAAUAGAUCUUCUUGCUGGUAAGUCUAUAUUAUUGAUAAUUUAAUCUAGCAAAAACAAAAUUGGCUGACAAGUUUGGGACAUGACUCUCAAAUAUGGAAUCAAGUUAAUCAGAUUGCUUAGGAAGUCAAUAUUGAAUAAAGAUUAUAGAAUUUGUAAAUAUAACCUAUGAGUGAAGGUAAUUUAAAUUUAAUAGUAUUUCAAAUAGCGGAUCAAUUUAUAGCUGAGAAUGGCGAUUAGAAUUAGGCUGAGACUUUAAAUUAAGCUCGAUUGAUGAAGUAAUCAAAUUGAAUAUAUUUUUUAGCUAAAAUUCCCUGGGACCUAAUAGAUGA